AUGCCCCAAGAUUCGGCGUCGGAACCCGAACCGGAUGAUUCUGAUCCAGAACUUGAAUUCGUAGAGGCUGAUCCCACUGGUCGGUACGGUCGGUAUAAAGAAGUACUAGGCAAGGGAGCUUUUAAAAAAGUAUAUAGAGCAUUUGAUGAAUGGGAAGGCAUAGAGGUGGCUUGGAAUCAGGUCAAAGUUGCAGAUCUCUUGAGAAAUUCCGAGGAUUUGGAGCGGCUGUACUCAGAAGUUCACUUGCUAAAAACUCUUAAGCAUAAGAAUAUUAUCAAAUUUUACAACUCAUGGAUCGAUGACAAGAAUGAGCACAUCAACUUCAUUACCGAAAUAUUCACCUCUGGAACUUUGCGACAGUAUCGGAAGAAACACAAGCAUGUUGAGUUGAGAGCACUGAAAAAAUGGUCCAGACAAAUCCUAGAGGGUCUUUUAUAUCUUCAUAGUCAUGACCCCCCAGUUAUUCAUCGAGACUUGAAGUGUGAUAAUAUAUUUGUUAACGGGAACCAGGGAGAGGUGAAAAUUGGUGAUCUGGGACUUGCUGCUAUUUUGCAUCAGGCUCGUUCAGCUCACAGUGUCAUUGGCACACCGGAGUUCAUGGCACCCGAGCUUUAUGAGGAGGAAUACAAUGAGCUUGUAGAUAUAUAUGCCUUUGGUAUGUGCUUGCUGGAGCUAUUGACCUUGGAGUAUCCAUAUGUUGAAUGUGUCAAUGCUGCUCAGAUAUAUAAGAAAGUGACAGCAGGAAUCAAGCCAGCAUCGUUAGGAAAGGUGAAGGAUCCUGUGGUUAAAGCAUUUAUAGAAAAAUGUAUUGCAAAAGUCUCUGAGCGGUUAUCAGCAAAAGAACUGCUAAUGGACCCUUUUCUCCAAGCUGAUGAAGAUUCUGGAAGUAUAGGAAACUCCAUGCAUUCCCUUCCCCUAAAUGCAGAUGAUAAUGGUGUCCAGUCUGACAGUGGAAAAACACCUCAUGACUCCAUACCUGAGGGUAGUCAAGACUUCAUGGUUCAGGGUCAAAGAAAAGACCAAAAUACGAUAUUUUUGAAACUCAGAAUAGUAGAUUCGUCUGGUCACAUUCAUAAUAUCCACUUCCCAUUUGAUAUUGGGAUGGAUACGUCAACUGCUGUUGCUAGCGAGAUGGUUGAAGAACUGGAUUUGACAGAUCAUGAUGUAUCAAUAAUUGCUGCAAUGAUUGAUUCUGAAAUUCAAUCACAUAUUACAGAUUGGGCACCCAAAGAAAACUCUAGCAAUAUUGUUAGUGGUGAAGCUGAAAGUGGUGGGUAUGCAGCUCAGGAUGAUAUGUCCCCCACGACGCAUGAUUCUCCUCAUUAUAGCCCUCUUGUUUUGGAUAUACUGCCAUCAGGUCAUAAAUAUUGGUCCGAUUCACCCAAAGCUAGUCGUGGAAGCUCUCCACUAAGGCCAGGGCCGUCAAACUUAUUAGAAUCAGUGUCAGCGGUCUCUGGAGACAGCUGGUCCGAAGAAAAUUCACAAUCUCCUAUCAGCCAUAAAGGUUUGAACAGUUUCUGCGAUGCUUCUCCGCGGAGGCAUGUGGAGUCUGAGUCUGAUGAUGAUGGUCAUAAGAAAUGUGAUGAAGAAGCCUCAUUACCCCACGAUUCACAAUUUGGUGAAGUUGACAAACACGGUGAUGUCUAUUCUUGCAAUAUGCCUCAUUCCUUGGGUGAAGAUACAAUUCCAACUGAAACUGAUUCAGAUGAUGUCAAAGGGAUUGCUAAGAAACUUGAGCAUCUAUUAGAUGAGCAGCAAAGGGAGCUAGAUGAACUUAAGAGGAAGCAGGAACGAGCUAUUUCAGAUUUUCUGAAGGAACUUCCCCUGGAUGUCCGUCAGAGAGUUCUUAGAACUAGGAACCAGAAGAUCGCUGAAUAUAAACUGAAUAAUUUGACUGUUAAGUUUAUUGUUCCAGGUUUGCAGAUGUGA
Fraxinus pennsylvanica is the source of this 1929-nucleotide messenger RNA. NCBI's taxonomy places the organism in Eukaryota, Viridiplantae, Streptophyta, Magnoliopsida, Lamiales, Oleaceae. The record is from the annotation of a GenBank genome assembly.